AUGCAUAUGUAUCCAUCUUAUUUUCAUGUUAGGUACACUGCCGAUACAUAUGGUCACUAUCAAAAAGCUCAGAAAAGUCUUUAUUUCAAUGAUAAUGAGGAAGUAACUUAUGGUAUCGAUUUUUCUGAUUUCAAUGAAGCCGUUACACAAACAGAUUUUAUUCUUAAUGACAAUGGAAUCAAAAUCAAUAUGAAAUUGAUUGCCGGUUUUCUGGGCAUCGGACAAAAUCCAACAACUAACGCUCUUCGACCAAUUCUUGGCUGGUUGACAGCUAUUCCAUCAGUCAAGCCUCCAGUGAGAAGAAGAACUUUAGAUGAAAUGUGA
This is a messenger RNA of Rotaria sp. Silwood2, 324 nucleotides long. Lineage: Eukaryota; Metazoa; Rotifera; Eurotatoria; Philodinida; Philodinidae. The record is from the annotation of a GenBank genome assembly.